AUGACCAGUAGCAACGGAGGAUAUAUUAUCGGAAACGGAAUACCCUAUCCUCCUAUCAAUAUCAAUGUCCAUCCAUCACAGUUUGCUGCCACUGGGUUAGAUAAUCCUGCCACCCAGACGGAUACUCACCGGAAGAUUCUCAGCUCACUCGAUAUUCUGGGCCCAGAGAUGAAGCGGUCAAGGAAUAGUGAGUGGCAGGUGAUUAAUGCAACUGAUGACACCCUUAAGGCUGCAUUUCGACAAGUCUGUGUUCUAAUACUCGAGAAUGGCCUUGAUCUUAGGCAGGUCUGUCAGGAUCAAGACCCGGAGCUCUUAAUUGGCAAAGCGCUGGGUCGAAAGCGUUAA
Molecule: messenger RNA, 345 nt
Organism: Penicillium odoratum
Lineage: Eukaryota; Fungi; Ascomycota; Eurotiomycetes; Eurotiales; Aspergillaceae
Exons: 2
Coding region: 1-345 (114 amino acids)
Source: RefSeq, a predicted model, not a curated record